AAUACCUGAAAACUCCUCACGAUCAAAUUAAUCCAGGCCCCAACCAAAGGUAAGUAAAUAAUAUAAUGGACAAAAUUGAGCAAUUAUACAAUUUAGGCAAGAAAAACAACCUAUCGGGUGACAACUUAGACGAAUGGGUAGACAAACGCUUGAGGGAAAUAGAAGAAAGAGAAGCAAGGAAAGCUGAUAGGGAAGCAGAAAAACAAAGGAAAACACUAGAGCUAGAACAAAAUAGAAUCGCAGCAGCAGAAAAGGCCAAAUUCGACUUCGAACUAGAGAAAGCCAGGAUAGGAGCGGCUAAGUUAGAACUUGAGGCCAAAAUAGAAUUAGCUAAAUUGGAAGCCAGCAAAAUUGAACAAGAAUCUAAAACAAAAUUAGAAUUAGCAAGACUAAAUGCGGAAGCGGAUAGGACAAGGCAAGUAGACGUAGAUGGGGGUAGGUCGCAGUGCAUCUUAAGUAAACUGCCGAAAUUUGACGACAAUAGUGAUAAUUUAGACUCGUAUAUCAGAAGAUUCGAAACGAUAGCUAGGUCUGCGAACGUCCCAGAGUCACAGUGGGGUACUCAGUUGUUAAUUUUAAUAGGUGGAAAGGGGUUAGAUGCAUGUCAGAGCUUGUCAGAAAAAGAGAUGAAGGAAUAUAAGACGCUAAAAUCAACACUUUUAGAGUACUACCAUUUAACAGAAAACGCAUAUAGGUUAAAAUUUCAUAGCCUUAGGCCCUCUGACACUGCCGACUUCAAAAUAUUCGCUAACGAAAUAAAGACGACGUUCGAAAAAUGGUUUGAGGCAUCGGGGCUAGAUCCUUCCUUUGAAUCCCUGGUGCAAUUCGUCAUGGUGGAUAAAGUCCUAAACUCGGUAGAUAAGGAUGUUUUCAGUUACCUACAAGAAAGAAAACCUAGAGAUCUAAAAACCGUCACCGAUUUAUGUCAGAAAUAUCAAGCAGCCCACCCUGACAAACCAAUGUCGGUCAACGCCACCCAAUUUACCCCCCUCAUGUUCACAACACAGGUAAAACAAAAGCCCACAUUUGAUGCAGGAUCGCCACCAUACCCCAGUAGAGGUAGAAGCCCGUAUAGAGGUAACCCAUUGGGGUCGGGAAACAACAGAUCGUCGUCUCUGCAAAGGUACCCACAAUGUUUUAAUUGUCAGCAGUUUGGUCAUACCCUAAAGUAUUGCCCGGCACUCGAGCAGGACGCUGUUCAGUGUUUCAAUUGCAACAGAUUUGGCCACAUGGCUAAAUAUUGUCGUAAGCCCCGCUAUGAUAGCCACAGAUACAAUACAAACCACACGAAUCAUGCAAACAAUGCCUGACACGCGUUCGUGUUAAACAGCAGCCCUAUUACAACAUUGGGCACAAUUAAAUGUAGAGUAGGAGGUAAAACAGUCAGUACACUUAGAGACACAGGAGCGAACAUUUGUGGUAUUAGAAACAAAUAUGUAAAACCCAACCAGUUCACAGGAGAAAUGUUAGAUGUAGAGUGUUUUGGUGGGAUUACCCACAAAUGGCCGGUUGCUUUUAUCGACAUAGAAACACCUUAUUAUUCGGGCAAAGUCUUAGCCGUAGUCUUCAAAGAAGGUCCAUAUGACCUGAUUCUGGGAAAUGUGAAAGGUAUACAAAGUCCAUCUGAUGAUCAAAUCUCCGAGUGGUUAACCGCUAACCAAAUCAAUAUAGCGCAAACCAGAUCACGGGUAACUAAAGAAAGCACGCUGGAAAAGCAGGCCGUUGUCGCUAACGAUGGGUCGACGAUCCAACGUUCAGACCGCCCUACCGAGGUGUUAGAAAAGCACGACGAAAAGCACGACUCUAUGUGGGAUCCGACCGAAUUCCAAAGGGAACAAACCAAUGACCCGAGUCUUGUCAAAAUUUUUAAAUUAGCAAGUAAAAACUCCAAAACUACAUCCAAAACGACCGAACACUCAUUUGCCUUAAAGAACAAUACACUAAUCCGAAAAUUUAAAGACAGACAUAAAGAAUACACCCAGCUAGUAGCCCCGCUUAAAUACCGACCAGUCAUAUUGAGACAAGCUCAUGAUUUAUCUCUCGCUGGCCACAUGGGCAGGAGAAAAACAAAACAGCGGAUACAAACAUCGUUUUAUUGGCCAGGAAUGGACAAAGAUAUCUCUAAAUACAUACAGUCAUGUCCCCGCUGCAUGAACAAAGAAAGGACCCCACAGCCGGCGCCUUUACAAAAGACUGAUCUAGCAUGUAGACCCUUCGAAAAAGUUGCUGUAGAUAUCGUUGGCCCACUAAACCCUACAUCACACAGAGGAAACAGAUUUAUCCUAACUAUCGUUGAUUUAGCGACGAGGUGGCCUGAAGCCUACCCCCUGAAACACACUACCUCUGAAGAUAUUGCUAGCUGCCUACUUCAAUUCUUCUCCAGAACAGGCUUCCCUGACACCAUACUUUCUGAUAGAGGUCCUCAAUUCACAUCGGAGAUAACUCGUCAACUCUCUUGUUUGUUGGGUAUUAAGCAAAAUUUUACUUCCCCGUACCACCCUCAGAGCAAUGGUGUUUGUGAACGGCUAAAUGGAACGAUUAAAUCCAUGAUAAGCAAAAUCCCUAAAGAAGACUCGGGUAACUGGGACUUAUUUCUGCCCUGUUUACUUUUUGCCUAUAGAGAGCUACCACAUUCAGCCACCGGGUUCUCACCAUUUGAGUUAGUUUAUGGUGCAAAUCCUAGAGGACCCAUGCACAUUAUGAAGUCGAUGCUCCUUGAUGAAAAACUAACCCCUGACAUCAAAAACACAUACGAAAAAGUCGUUGAUCUACGUGAGCAAAUUAUUAGGUCUUGUGAAAUAGCGAGAACAUCAUUGGAAGAAGCAGGGGAACUCUAUAGACUUAGGAUAAAUAAGGGUAGGAACCUAAGGAAGUUUAGGGUGGGGGAUCAAGUUAGAGUGCUAUUGCCAUCCAAAGAGAAUAAGCUACAGCUCGCCUGGCGAGGUCCUUACACCAUCCUAAAACAAAUAUCUAAAGUCGAUUAUGAGAUAGAUAUUAAUGGAAAGUCCAAAAUUUUUCAUGUAAACAUUCUGAGUCCAUUCAACAUCAGACCCCCUGAUUUAGACGUGACUGAACCUACAGCUUCAAUUAGUUGCGCGAUGAUCCACGAAGACAAGGAUGAGGACGAAUGCGAAAUCCAAACACUGCCGUCGGAUAACGAAUCAUACAGAGAUGUAAAAUUAGGACCCACGACUCCGGAAAUUCAAAAUGAAAUUACCAAACUAUUGCUAGAGUACAAGGAUACCCUAUCUGCCACCCCUGGUAAGACCAGCUCUAUCGAGCAUGACAUUAAGCUAAUCUCAGACAAACCAAUCAAGCUACAACCUUAUAGUAUACCCCUACACUACAGAGAUAAGGUCCAGGAGGAAAUUAAUGAGCUCAUAAAUGCAGGUAUUAUAGAAACGUCAGAUUCGCCGUAUGCUGCGCCUAUAGUGCUGGCCAAAAAGAAGAAUGGGGAGAUAAGACUUUGCAUUGACUACAGACAGCUCAAUAAAAUUACCAUCCCCGAUGCUGAACCAAUGCCUAAUCAGGAAGAACUGUUUGCUAAAAUAUCCCAAGCGAAAAUUUUCUCCAAAUUUGAUCUAUCAAGAGGAUAUUGGCAAAUACCAAUAAAAGAGUCGGCCAAGAAAUCUACCGCAUUCAUCACACCUUUUGGUCUAUACCAUUGGAACUUCAUGAGUUUUGGUCUGAUCAAUGCCCCAGCCACAUUCAACAGACUGAUGAGGAAAGUUCUAAUUAAUAACCCUGACACGGUUGCAUACUUGGAUGACAUCUGUCUGUUUUCACAAAAUUGGACCGACCACAUCAAAGGGUUGAGGUCGCUACUAGAAUCUUUAAAAUCGCACGGGUUGACAGCUAGACCUAGUAAAAUUGAGAUAGGAAUGCAAGAAAUAACUUUUUUGGGCCAUGUCAUUAGCCACCAACUUGUUAAGCCUGUAGGGGAUACUGUACAACGAAUAUUAGACCUCCAAAUCCCUAAAACAAAAAAAGAUGUUAGGAGCCUACUAGGGCUAUGCAACUAUUACAGGAAAUUUAUCCCCAAUUUUGCUAGCCUACUUCACCCCAUCACAGAAUUAACAAAAACCAAAGGCACUGGUAUGGGUAAGGCUGUUCAUUGGACCAAAGAAUGUGACGACACCUUGAACUACAUCAAGGCGUGUUUCGCGCAACAGCCAAUCCUUAGACUUCCUGACAUCAACAAGCCGUUUACACUGACCACGGACGCAUCGUCUCGUGGUAUAGGGGCUUGUCUGAUGCAGGAAGUUGAAGGACAGCUCCAUCCGGUACUAUACAUAAGUAGAAAACUAUCUCCUGCAGAAAAAAAUUAUGCAGUUAUAGAAAAGGAAUGUUUGGCAAUUGUUUGGGCAGUAAAUAAGUUAUCAAAGUACUUGUUAGGAUCCCCCUUUACUUUAAUGACCGACCACUCACCCCUAGUUACGCUGGAUAGGAAAAAAUUAAGUAAUGCCAAAUUAACAAGGUGGUCGUUAAUACUGCAGGAUUUCGUUUUCAACAUAGUGUAUAUUCCCGGUGCGCAAAAUAAAAUAGCAGAUACGCUUUCCAGGUCGUGACGCGUCCAAGAGGUAGGUAGUAUUCGUCUCCCAUUGUGAACUGUAAGCCCCACAUGCUGAUGAUAACAAGCACGCAAACACUCCAAAUCAUGAUUGUUUUUCCACCCACCCCCUACCCCUGUAGCACUAAACUGUCCUUGUAAAGGAAAGGGUACAUGUCUCUAUGUUAUUCUAGUUUCCCACAUGUAUCCAUACCAACUAUUCACCAGUGUAUACACAAUUUGAAUUUUCAGCUGUACCCGUUGCUAUAGGUCGAGAGCGCAUGUCAGUGUCAAGAGUUGAAACUUAUAGCCCCGCGUGUGAGAGUCAGACAAUGGGUCCCAUCCAGUCCCAUCGUUGUUGGAAACUUGACCGUUGUUCUCGGCCAACCCCAAGCCAACGGGGCAAAUGUUUAUUUUUUUAUUUCAUUCUUUCCUUCUUUGUGUCUUAAUUGCCAUUGUAACUUUCCCCAUCUUCAUUGUAUUAGCUUGAUUUGUUCAAUUUUUUUUUUAUUAUUAUUGUUUUUUUUGUAUUGGUGUAUUACUUACCACUAUGCCAUUGUACCCCAAACUAUCUCUAUGAUAAUGUGAUUAAAUUAGUUGUCCUGUUAAAGGCCAAUGCCAUGGAGCUGAAUGUUAGAAUGUUAUUAUAUCAGUUGUAUUGUUGCAUGUGAUAGAGAGUGUGAUCAGUUUGUGAGCUGAAUGUUAUUGUAUCUGUCGUAUUGUUGCAUGUGAUAGAGAGUGUGAUCAGUUUGUGAUCAUCGCUGGCUUUGCCAGCUUGUCAGACGAAGGGGGAGAUGUUAUAACUGGGAUUAGCAUAGGAUAGAAAACUAGGAUAGAAUAUCGUUUAAAUCUUAAUAGUAUUUAUGGCCACACUACUAUAUUGUUUCAUUGUAGAUUAGAUAGAUCAUAAUAGCUGUAAUAGGAAUAACCCUUAGUGUAUUUGAUUGAACGUUCCCUUACUAGAUACAAGUCUGAAUAGCCUGUAGUUGUCCCAGUCGUAAAAAGUUCGAGUUAAUGUAUGCAUAGGUCAAGCGCCCGCCCCUCGCGGGACUGCUGGGGUUAGGCAGGGUUUGGGUUACCUUAGGGUGAAGUUGGGGCCGUGCGAAUGAAUUAAGUUAGUUGAAUGCUAGACUUGUUAUCGUGUGGAAGUGUGUGUCUUGUGCUCCGUGGCAGAACUCUGUGCUAGUUUAUUUCGUGUAUUAAAAGU
Physella acuta is the source of this 5756-nucleotide messenger RNA. RefSeq lists its product as uncharacterized. Gene Ontology annotation, molecular function: nucleic acid binding; zinc ion binding. The record is from RefSeq and is a predicted model, not a curated record. NCBI's taxonomy places the organism in Eukaryota, Metazoa, Mollusca, Gastropoda, Physidae.